UGAGAGAGAGAGAGAGAGAGAGAGAGAGAGAGAGAGAGAGAGAGCAGAAAGAAGGUGUAGAAAAAAGAGAAAGAGAGAGGAAGAGAUUAGAAGUGGAUUCAAGCUGGGCAAUGCGCGAUAAGCAGUGCAAAUUUGUUGUCGUAGCGCACGUCGUUUAAAGCUAAGUGAAAAAUUUACGUGCUAAAAUAUUAGCAAAGAACGCAACGCGUUUUCCUUGGUAUCUCAUCGCACGGUGCAAACAUUUCUAAGGCUCUGACAGGUACUGUAUGUGACUCGAUGGUGCCAGCGAACUUCGUUUACACAGUCUCGAGUUAAAUACAAGUAUAAAGGGACAAGUGAGCCUGAGUUGCAGGCCAUUUUGUUAAAAUCACGAUGGAGAACAGUCGAGCACUCGUACUUGUUUCUUUAAUCUUCGUUAUAUUUUCGAGUAUCAUUUGGAACGAGUCAUAUACGGUAAAAGCCGAUUCUGAGGCUACUACCACCGAAGAAAACACAUCGGAAGAACAAAAGUUAAUUCUCGAUUGUCAACAUCCUAAUUACAGGACAUAUAUUAAGUGUCUUAAGUAUCCGAGUUACAAAGGGAACAAAGUGAAGAGGCAUCAUCAUGAAAUAUCACCGGAAAUGGAUCAUCACUGCAUGGAGAUAUGUGUUAAGUCCUGCGAAGCUAUUUCAAGUCAUGAAUGCAAUCAAAAGUGUUCUCAUUGUAUAAGAAGAGCGAAACAUAAACAUCAGAUCAUUACGGAGUACGAGACCGAGUGUAUAGAUGGAGAUUGUAAAGGUAGUGAGAAGCCUGCCGUGGGUACGACAAAUAUUACAACGAAUAUUGAAUUAAACAAUGUCAUCAACACUGGUACAGAGCGUCCAAAUGGUGGAGCGACUCCACCAAGUCAAGACAAUUGUAAUUGCACUAACUGUAAAGGAUGUUCGUCAAACUGUUGUCCUCCUGGAGGUAUUAAUGGAGGGAAUAUUGGCGGAGGUCAUGGUGGAGGUUGGGGUGGAGGUUAUGGUGGAGGUUUCGGUGGAGGUUUCCAAUUAAGUUUGGUACCACAAUUAAGUCUGGGAUUAGGCUUGAGUCCCUCUUUUGGUUGUGUUCCUCCUUAUCAUUGGUUUUGUUAUCAGCCAUCGCCUUAUCAUUACCCUCAUGAAAAGGAUUGCUCUGUAUGCUAUAAUCCAGUAUUACGAUACAAAUGUGACGUAUCUUGUCAGAUGCAGCUUGGAAAUAGUUUUCCAUAUACUCCACGGAUGAAAAGAGAUGAACAACUUUGUAAAAGUCCACAUUGUAUCGGAGGAACUUAGUUUGUUUCGAUGAUUAACUCUGUCAUUUUAAAUAAUCACUUAGCAGUAGAAUGAAUCACUAUACUGUCAUACUAUCUGGAUAGAAAUAGAAGAAAUCUAUUUAAAGUUGUGGAAAAAAAAAGAGGUAUAGGUCGCAAACAAUAGUUUCUACAUAUUACGAUUUAUAUAGUAAUAUAAGAUCAUUGUUGAGCGUUAUAUAAAUUAUUUAUGUUCUAAAUUAUGUAAUUAAAAAAAAAAGAGAACGUUAUGAAGAAUGUGUUUACGUGGUUGUUUGACUUAAUUAAAUCGUUAAUAUAACGGUGUAAUAAAAUAAUGUAAUCAAAUAUGUAAUAAAACAAUUCGUA
Molecule: messenger RNA, 1640 nt
Organism: Vespula pensylvanica (western yellowjacket)
Lineage: Eukaryota; Metazoa; Arthropoda; Insecta; Hymenoptera; Vespidae
Exons: 4
Coding region: 373-1296 (307 amino acids)
Source: RefSeq, a predicted model, not a curated record